Messenger RNA from Chaetomium strumarium, 576 nucleotides. RefSeq lists its product as uncharacterized. Bases 133 to 576 code for a protein of 147 amino acids. NCBI's taxonomy places the organism in Eukaryota, Fungi, Ascomycota, Sordariomycetes, Sordariales, Chaetomiaceae. The record is from RefSeq and is a predicted model, not a curated record. The transcript has 3 exons.
GAGAACGUCUUACGAACUGCUGUAGCUUCCUCCUUCUCAUGUCCCCUCGCCUGAUAGCUUUGCCUCGUAUUGUUGCUUCCAAAUUCCAAUUGCGUCGGAAACCUCUGACACCGGUGCUCAAUACAUAUCAUCAUGGCUACUAAUAGCACGCUGAAAAAGGUCGCUCUCUUUGGGCUCAACGGCCAAGUUUGCACCGGAUACAAGAGUCGUCAGGGUCGGCGACAACUAUCCCAAGACGAGAUCCUCGACGUCUUUAAGGGCCAUGAUGCCGUUGUGCUAUCCUUGAACUACAUGGCCGAGAUGCAGCAUCACAACAUGCUGGUGGAUGCUUCCUUGGAGGCGGGCGUCAAGCGGCUGAUUCCAUCCAUCUGGGGCGGCCGGCUGGACCUCCCCGAGGCUCUGGAGAUCUUCCCCAUCGCGGCUUCUAAAGGCGCCUUGCUUGACUAUGUCAAGUCUAAAGCGUUACCAGCCCCGGGCUGGAGCUAUACGGCAGUGGCCUGUGGCCUCUUCCACGACCUCUGCGUCCUGACCAACUUCUACGGCUUCGAUGCUGAGGUACAUACGGCGACGAUCUAG